AAGAAACAGAUCCAUCUAGAUUCCAUUCUAAUCUCUCUCUCUCUCUCUCUCUCUCUCUCUCUCUCUCUCUCUCUCUCUCUCUCUCUCUUACUCAUUUCAAUUUUCACUCUUUCUUUCUCCUCUCAAUCCCUUCUGUGUCGGUGAUCAGAUCUCCCGACGAAAACGUGCCCUUAAAGCGAUGCUGUUCGCACUCUGCUUUCACCAAUUGGUCGAGAGAGAGAGAGAGACUUGCCUGUGAUUCUGUCUCUGUCUGUCAGUGAAGGGUUGCCGGAGCAGAAGCCUCGUGACUUGGAGCCAAUGCGGCUGAUCUGACUCUCUUUAUCUCCUCUGAAUCGAAUCAUGCGAGCAAUGAUGCAGACAGAUCAUCAGCGUAUAAAGAAUAAUCUGGAGAUGGAGUUCUUCUCAGACUACGGCGACGCCACCAGAUUCAAAAUCCAAGAAAGAAUCGGAAAAGGCAGCUACGGAGUUGUUUGCUCGGCCAUUGACACUCUAACGGGUGAGAAAGUUGCCAUAAAGAAAAUACACGAUAUCUUCGAGCAUAUUUCUGAUGCUGCGAGGAUUCUCCGCGAGAUAAAGCUGCUCAGACUCCUAAGGCAUCCUGAUAUAGUUGAGAUCAAGCACAUCAUGCUUCCUCCUUCGAGAAGAGAGUUCAAAGAUAUAUACGUUGUGUUUGAGCUCAUGGAGUCUGAUCUUCAUCAAGUCAUUAAAGCCAAUGAUGAUUUGACAAGAGAGCAUUACCAGUUUUUCCUUUAUCAGUUACUGCGUGCACUCAAGUACAUUCACACAGCUAAUGUUUACCAUCGAGAUCUGAAGCCAAAGAACAUAUUGGCAAAUGCAAACUGUAAACUUAAGAUUUGUGAUUUUGGACUGGCAAGAGUUGCAUUCAAUGAUACUCCCACAACAAUCAUCUGGACAGACUAUGUUGCGACAAGAUGGUAUAGAGCUCCAGAGCUUUGUGGAUCUUUCUACUCUAAGUAUACACCAGCAAUUGAUAUCUGGAGUAUAGGCUGCAUUUUUGCGGAAGUGUUGAUGGGAAAACCACUUUUCCCUGGAAAGAAUGUGGUUCACCAGCUGGAUCUUAUGACUGAUCUGCUAGGAACACCUUCCCUGGACACCAUCUCCAGGGUGAGGAAUGAGAAGGCAAGGAGGUACUUAACAAGCAUGAGGAAAAAGCCACCCAUUCCUUUUACUCAGAAGUUUCCAAACGCAGAUCCUUUGUCUCUGAAGUUGCUUGAGAGGCUUCUUGCUUUUGAUCCCAAAGACCGUCCAACAGCUCAAGAGGCACUUGCUGAUCCAUAUUUCAAGGGAUUGGCGAAAGUGGAGAGGGAGCCUUCAUGUCAACCCAUCACUAAGAUGGAAUUUGAGUUCGAGAGAAGAAAAGUGACUAAAGAGGAUAUCAGAGAGCUAAUAUCUAGGGAGAUACUUGAAUAUCAUCCUCAGCUGCUAAAAGAUCACAUGAACGGCGCUGAUAAAACUAACUUUCUCUAUCCAAGUGCUGUUGAUCAGUUCAGGAGACAGUUUGCUCAUCUUGAAGAAAACAGUGGGAAAACUGGCCCUGUGGCACCUCUAGAAAGGAAACAUGCCUCUCUUCCCAGAUCUACAGUUAUACACUCAACCGCAGUUGCAAGAGGAGGGCAACCGAAACUUAUGAAUAACACAAACACAUUGAACCCUGAAACUACUCAAAACAUCCCUCUUAAUCAAUACACAACAUCACAAGCACCUCAAAGAAACCUCUCAGGUACCAAACCAAGCACAUUCAUGGGCCCGGUGGCGCCUUAUGACAAUGGCAGAACCAGCAGAUCAUUAAUCCGCAGCACUGCUCUUCCCUUUCCACAACAGUCUGCUGCAGCAACGGUCCCUGUGGGAAAGCAACAAGAGAGGAGAACAACAACCAUGGAGUCUGAGAAGCAGGCAAGACAGAUAUCUCAGUACAAUAGAUACUCUCCAGAAGUCGCCAUCAACAUAGAUAACAACCCGUUUAUCUUGUCUCGAACCGGAUUGCACAAGGCUGAAAACAUGAGUGACCGGAUCACAAUCGAUACAAAUCUUUUACAGGCGAGCGCUGGAAUAGGAGUUGCAGCGGCGGCUGCUCCUGGUGGUUCUGCUCACCGGAAAGUUGGAGCUGUUCGGUACGGCAUGUCAAACAUGUACUAAAGCGGGCUUUGUUCACACAGAACAUAGUAUGUUCCAACUUCUGCCAUUAAAGAAAAUUGCCUUCCACACAAGAAAAUUGUUUUGAUUUUUUUUAUUAUAAAUGUUGAUCCAUUCAAUUUGUGACAGAUAAAUAAAUGGCUUUUAUAUUAAUCGUGGCAUAUAGAAACGACAGGCAAGGUUCUGAUGUUCUCACGUUUAGAGAACUGCUGGCUACAGAAGAUGUAGCAGAGUUUACUGUGCAAGCGCAUGAUGAUGAUGAUGAUGGUUUAAUCUUUGAUGGCACAACCAACACAUGUGGUAGUAAGAUCCCACACUACACAGAAAUCACUUUGUCACUUCAUCUUUAAGAAAACAAUUCGUGUAUAUAUUUCUUUAUAAACAGUAUAGUUCUCUUAUUUGUUCUUAAACAUGUUCCCUUCCAAAGUAAUAACAAAUUCAAGUAAUAAGAUACGUAGUAUUGGUUUAA
Brassica napus (rape) is the source of this 2623-nucleotide messenger RNA. RefSeq names its product mitogen-activated protein kinase 20. Gene Ontology annotation, cellular component: cytoplasm; nucleus. Gene Ontology annotation, biological process: intracellular signal transduction; protein phosphorylation. The transcript is spliced from 9 exons. Bases 340 to 2157 code for a protein of 605 amino acids. The record is from RefSeq and is a predicted model, not a curated record. Gene Ontology annotation, molecular function: ATP binding; MAP kinase activity. Lineage: Eukaryota; Viridiplantae; Streptophyta; Magnoliopsida; Brassicales; Brassicaceae.